This is a messenger RNA of Trichomycterus rosablanca, 2176 nucleotides long. RefSeq names its product neurocalcin delta a (gene ncalda). Gene Ontology annotation, molecular function: tubulin binding; calcium ion binding; actin binding. The record is from RefSeq and is a predicted model, not a curated record. The transcript has 4 exons. The coding region runs from base 427 to 1008 and encodes 193 amino acids. NCBI's taxonomy places the organism in Eukaryota, Metazoa, Chordata, Actinopteri, Siluriformes, Trichomycteridae. Gene Ontology annotation, biological process: calcium-mediated signaling.
UCUCUCUCUCGCUCUGCCUCUUUCAGCUUGCUCUCUCACCCUCACAUUCUUUCAGCUUGCUCUCUUUCUCUCGCUCUUGCUAUCGCUCUCUCUCUCGCUCUGCCUCCCUCUCACUCUCUCUUGCUCUCACGUUCUCUCUCAGCUUGCUCUCUCUCUCACUCUCUCUCUCGGAUCUUCCUCCACCGCCUGUUGCUGUCCACGUUCACGACUCCAGUGAGGAACUCUCUCGCUCUGCUCUCGCUUGCUCCCCUGUUCUCUCUCUGCUCUCGCUCACUCUCUCACGCUCUCUCUCGGCUCUUCCUCCGCCGCCUGUUGCUGCCCGCGUCCGCGACUCCGCCGAGGAACUCUCUCUCUCUCCUCGGUUAUGGACUGCUGAGGACUUCGAGUUCUCGUUUUAACUGAAAGCCGUAACGAUAAAACCAGAGCAUGGGGAAGCAGAACAGCAAGCUGCGUCCGGAGGUGAUGCAGGACCUGCUGGAGAGCACGGACUUCACCGAGCACGAGAUCCAGGAGUGGUACAAGGGCUUCCUGAGGGACUGUCCCAGCGGCCACCUCUCCAUGGACGAGUUCAAAAAGAUCUACGGCAACUUCUUCCCCUACGGAGACGCCUCCAAGUUCGCCGAGCACGUCUUCCGGACCUUCGACGCCAACGGGGACGGCACCAUAGACUUCCGGGAGUUCAUCAUCGCGCUCAGCGUCACGUCCAGAGGGAAGCUGGAGCAGAAGCUCAAGUGGGCCUUCAGCAUGUACGACCUGGACGGGAACGGCUACAUCAGCAAGGCCGAGAUGCUGGAGAUCGUACAGGCUAUUUAUAAAAUGGUUUCUUCGGUAAUGAAGAUGCCCGAGGACGAAUCUACACCGGAGAAAAGAACGGAGAAGAUCUUCAGACAGAUGGACAUCAACCGAGACGGUAAACUGUCCCUGGAGGAGUUCAUCAAAGGAGCGAAGAGUGACCCGUCCAUCGUCCGUCUCUUGCAGUGCGACCCCAGCAGCGCGGGGCAGUUUUAAAUAUCGGGCUCCGUCCUCCUUCUCCUCUGCAUUUUUUAUUUAUUUAUGGGGGUUAUUUUGUCUUUUAAUGAAGAAAUGAUGGAUGGAGCUGAUUCUGAGUCUGUACUCUGGCAGAUAAGGAUCACUUCCUGGCGUUCGCUGUCUCUCUCUCUCUCACACACACACACACACACACACACACACACACUAUGCAUUCCUGAUCUGAACUAGGGAACAGCUCUGACUCGGAGAUGAUGCUCAGACUGCCGGACACGAGCUCGUUUUAGGAGUGUUUUAUACAUUCAGGGUCCAGAUUUGAUUUUUUUUGAAGGUUGAGAGCGAAUCGCAGGCCGAGGAGACGCGGUGAACCUAGAAAUGAUUGAAUGAUUGGAUGACCGGAGUCUGUGGGGUGUUUUUUAGUGGUCAGUGUGUAUUAGAACUGCCUAAAGAUGUUAACGCACAGCCGCACCAGAUGCCUUCUUAAUGGAAUAGGGUUCCAGCACAUAGAGGAUUAGUAUUAUGGAUUAUUAGUGUAGAUUUUGUGGGUUCGCUUCUUAUUCCUGCCUUUAUUAUGCCGGACCAAGCUUCUAACCUGGGUUUAUCACAGCAGACCACAUGGAUCAUGGUGGGAGUGAGUUUGUGCGUUAAUGUAGUUUCAUUUUGUUGGUACGAAGAAGGAAAAAAAGUCACUGCAGAUUAAUUUCCAGUUCUUAAUCGAGUGUUUACCUGUUUUACAGUUAGCAUCAGUGUUAAACCCACAAACAGUAAGUCAUGUAGAGCCGAAAAAUGGGUCCCAAAGGAAAGUAGUAAUAAUUAACUAACUUGAACGUGAACGCCCCCUUGUGGAGGCUUUGUUACAUCUGGUAUAAAGAGAGUAAGUGUACAAAGCCCUGACUUACCCCUGGUUAGAGCACUACACUAGAUAUAUAAGUAUAAAUCUUUGUGUUCAGGUUGUUCAUUUCUAAACCUUUUUCCCAGUCCCAGUUACACGUCCAUUGAAUCAAGACUCAUCAACCCAACCACACCAUUAUCAACCCAACCACACCAUUAUCAACCCAACCACAUCAUUAUCAACCCAACUUAACCAUUAUCAACCCAACCACACCAUUAUCAACCCAACCACACCAUUAUCAACCCAACCACACCAUUAUCAACCCAACUUAACCAUUAUCAACCCAACCUAACCAUU